This is a messenger RNA of Alexandromys fortis (reed vole), 1494 nucleotides long. It is a transcript of the gene Mpv17l, whose product is annotated as MPV17 mitochondrial inner membrane protein like. The record is from RefSeq and is a predicted model, not a curated record. The transcript has 4 exons. Gene Ontology annotation, cellular component: mitochondrion; membrane; cytoplasm. The coding region runs from base 46 to 630 and encodes 194 amino acids. Gene Ontology annotation, biological process: cellular response to reactive oxygen species; mitochondrial ribosome assembly. NCBI's taxonomy places the organism in Eukaryota, Metazoa, Chordata, Mammalia, Rodentia, Cricetidae.
UGCGGCUCAGUCAGGUGUGCAGGAGCGGAAGGCACCCUGGGCGGUAUGGCGAGUUGGUGGCGUGUGUUUCCACGCGCGGCGCAGCGCUAUCCGUGGCCCACCAACGUGCUGCUCUACGCCGGCCUCUUCUCGGCGGGUGAUGCGCUGCAGCAGCGGCUGCGGGGAGGCCCGGCCGACUGGCGCCAGACGCGCCGCGUGGCCACCCUGGCAGUAACCUUCCACGGCAACUUCAAUUAUGUGUGGCUGCGUCUUCUGGAGCGCGCGCUGCCGGGCCGCGCGCCGCGCACGGUUCUGGCCAAGGUGCUGUGCGACCAGACUGUCGGUGGGCCCAUUGUCCUGUCGGCCUUCUACGUCGGUAUGAGCAUUCUCCAGGGAAAGGAUGACAUAUUUUUGGACCUGAAGCAAAAAUUCUGGAAUACAUAUAAGAGUGGUCUGAUGUACUGGCCCUUUGUGCAGCUGACCAACUUCAGCCUUGUCCCUGUGCACUGGAGAACAGCGUACACAGGACUGUGCGGUUUCCUCUGGGCCACCUUCCUGUGCUUUUCCCAGCAGAGCGGUGAUGGCACAGUGAAGUCCGUGUUCAUCCUCUUUAGCAGGAAGGAGGCGAGUGACAGGCCUCCAGAGGAGUGAGGAAUCCAGGACUCCCGUAGAGACUCGGUUUUGUGUCUCCAUUGCUCUCGGUCACCUGCAGCAGGCCUGCGUCACCAACCAGUUAUUAUGGGUUCCAUCAUGAAGAAUUCCUUUUCCAUAGGCCAACUUGUUUUGAAAUUAUCAAUGAUUUUUUUUAACUGUUAUCCAAACCUUACCCAUUCAUUCCAGCCUGAAAGUCUUCCUUCCAGGUUUUCACAUCUCUGGUGCUUUGGCUAAAAUUACAAGUGACAGGUGACAUUUUGAAGUUAUUAAUAUUUCUAUUCUAAUAUUAUAAGGCCAGUUGAGUUUUAAAAAACCUCCAGUGUUGAUUGUUUAUAUUUCUAGCCUAAACUCUCAGGCUAUUUCUUACACAUGUUAGGAUCAAAUUGCCUUUUGUCCUUAUAGUUCAGUUCCUAUGUAUAUAGAGUUCAGUCAAGACAUUUGAAUAAUAAUCCUCCCCAGAUACUCGAUAAUAAUUUAUUACAUCAACACUGAAGUUCUUUGUUUGUUUCUUUUUUGAGGCAGAGUUUCUGUCCUGGAACUGGCCUCGAACUCACAGUGAUCCACUUGCCUAUGCUCUUUAAGCAGAUGCUUUUAUCUUCAGAAAAGGAACAGUGUUGGGCAUCUUCUGGAUAGAAUAUUUACUGUUACUAUCUAUUUUUUAAAGGUAGGGUCUCUCUUUGUGUAGCUCAGGCUACCCUGGAACUCCGCCUUACACAUGCUGAGGUUAUAGGCAUGCGCCAUCAUGCCUUGCUCUCCCACUGUUCUCCCAUCCAAGCUUGAUAGCUUCCAGCUCUGCAAAGAAAAAAUUGACCAACGCACCCUCAUUCCUACAUAUAGGAAAUAAAAUAUUUGAUUUCUUAA